GUGACUGUGAAGCUGUCAUUGGAUGUUUGCAGAUUCUGGAAGAUCCAGUUGAAGAUUAUUUUGAUGUCACAACAAACAUUGGUUCUACUGGAUGGCAGUAACUGAUAAUGGCUCAAAUAAUAAAUGGAAUUGCAACUAUUCCUGCUGGUGAGAAGAAAAGAUCAUGUUUUGGCUCGAGGUCAGGGGUGUAUCACAUUUCCGGCAAACAGUUGGUCGACCCAGUGCGAGAGAAGAGACUCGGGUCGCUCACGAUGUUACCAACACUUCCGACAGUUAAUAUACACUUUAGUGACCUCUCGUACACUGUACCAGAUCGGAGAAGAGGAUCCAAGAGAUUGCUGUCUGGACUCAGUGGAACGUUCUACUCCCAGAAGUUGACUGCCAUCAUGGGGCCUUCAGGAGCCGGCAAGAGCACACUGCUCAACGUCCUGGCGGGAUACAAGACUAGAGGACAGUCAGGCUCGGUAACAUUGAACGGAAUUGACCGCAAGUCCCUGAGCUCAUACCGCAGACUGCUGAGCUAUAUCAUGCAAGAGGACCACUUGAUGGCCCAUCUCACCGUUCAUGAGGCGAUGACAAUAGCGGCUCAUCUCAAACUGGGCGACCAGUUCUCUACCAAGGGGAAAGCUAUUGUUGUAGAUGAGAUUCUAGAAACUCUUGGUCUCACUGAUUGCAAAGAGACGAGAACAGCAAAUUUAUCCGGAGGACAACAAAAGAGGCUAUCUAUUGCUCUGGAACUCAUCAAUAACCCUCCUAUACUAUUCUUUGAUGAGCCAACAAGUGGACUGGACAGUUCGUCAUGUUUCCAGUGUCUGUCGUUGCUCAAGACGCUUGCUCGAGGAGGAAGGACGAUCAUCUGUUCCAUUCACCAACCCUCGGCCCGGCUGUUUGAGAUGCUGGACAACUUGUAUGUGUUGGCGGAGGGCCAGUGUAUAUACCAGGGUAGAGUGCAGGGCCUUGUACCCUUCCUAGGGUCUCUAGGACUAGAGUGCCCCAGCUACCACAACCCUGCUGACUACGUGAUAGAAAUAGCGAGUGGGGAGCAUGGAGAUGUAAUUCCAAGAGUCGUUAAUGCUGUCAAGAAUGGACAAUGUGCGGCCUACCUUGACUGUGACUCCAAAAUGGCUGAUGAUCCAGUCAAUGGAGUUGUGAUGUCCUCAGAAAGUAGUUUAGAGGAAAGUUUUUCUUCUUCAGCCUUUCCUAUAUCACAUUUCCGGCAAUUUUGGAUUCUGUGGAAGAGAACACUAGUGUGCACUGUUAGAGACAUGUCGCUGUUCUGGGUUCGGCUCUCAUCACAUAUCAUUUGUGGAUUGCUCAUUGGGAUUAUUUACUAUCAGAUCGGCAAUGAAGCCUCUAAAGUGGUCAGCAACUCAAGUUGUCUGUUUUUCACUGUUCUCUUCCUCAUGUUUACUGCCAUGAUGCCUACCAUUACAACAUUUCCCAUGGAGAAAAAGGUUUUCAUCAAAGAACACAUGAACCACUGGUAUUCUCUCAUAUCAUUUUACUUUGCAAAAACCAUAGCUGACAUUCCAUUUCAGAUCCUUUUUUCUUCAAUAUACGUAACAAUCGUAUAUUUUCUCUCGUCACAACCAAAUGAGUGGUUCCGUUAUCUGAUGGUUCUGGCUAUUGGUUUCCUAGUCUCUUUGGUUGCUCAAAGUCUCGGGCUCUUCAUCGGGGCUUCCUUAACAGUAGAGAAAGGAGUAUACAUUGGACCUGUCUUGAACGUGCCAAUUCUACUGUUUUCCGGUUUCUUCGUCAGCAUUAACAGUAUACCUGGUACAUUACGUUGGCUGUCUGAAAUCUCAUACAUCCGUUACGGGUUUGAAGGCACAAUUCAGGCUGUUUACGGCUACAACAGAACCAACCUUCAUUGUUCAGAACCUUACUGCAACUUCAAAUCUCCGGUGAAAUUCCUCCGAGAAAUGGACAUGGAGGAUGCAAACUUUACAACUGAUUGUGCAGCUUUGCUUGUGUUCUUUCUUCUUUUAAGGAUUCUCUGUUACGUGGUACUCAAGUGGAAUUUGUACUUACGGAAUUAGUGUGAUUGCCUUUCAUGAUUAGAUGUUAAACUAUGUGAUAUUGUACCUAGUAUGUAUAGGAUUUGAACACUUUUUAAGACCAAUGUUUUUAUACCAAGUGGAAAAAAACCUUGAUACACAAUCAAAGAGGAAAUUGAUUUUUAAAUUUGUAAUUAAUGGUUUGUACAUCUUUUUAAAUGUAUAAACUUUUAUAACAGGCUUUUUUGACUAAACAACAACUGUUCAUAUGAAUGAUUAAAAAGAUAAAACAGGUCAAAAGUGUCUAAAAAGUUAACAAAGAUGAUGUUUUUUAUCCAGAAAGAAUUGUAUUGAGUAUUGAUUCUUUGUUUGUUUAGUUAUUGGCAUUUCAAGGUAGCGUAAAAGAAAUUGUGCUGGUAUUCGUAGUUUUUAGUCAACUGAUUUCCCAAGCUAAAUUUACUCAACUGUUUGAAAUAUUACCUGAAAUAUAACAUAUUGACAGUAGAAUAGUCAACAGUUGUCCGUGAGGAAUGAGUCAAUCAGGUACAUUUCCUUAUGUGUACUACAAAAUGCAGCAGUUUUAGUGGUUUUUUUUAUUGGUAUUUUUUUAUGUGUAUUAUGUAUGUAAACCUUUUUAAAUUGUCAAUAUUAUUGAUGAAGCUAGCUCAAAUAGAUUUUGUAGGGAUAAGAGCUGUAUGACAGUGAAAUGUUAGAAGUAAAAAAAUCAAAGUUUAAUAAUAACAGAUAAAUAGCAUAUUUUGGAAUGUUAAGUCAGUGUUUAGUCUUCCAAUAGUAAGUCAUAAUAAAUCAGAAGUAAAAGUCGGUGUUCAUCAGUUUUCUCAUGAGUAUUCUGUUGUUUAGUGAAACCGAACAGUAUUAAGUAUUACCAAAGUAUAAAGUAACUGAGUAUUAGAUUUUAAAGUAACAGUGUAGUGUAUUCUCAAUAUCACUUAUAUUAGCCAACAUUUAAAUUUACCAUACUGUUUAGAAUGUAAUAUAUAAAAAUUAAAUAUCCAACAAUUGUGUUCACUAUUUUAUUUUUUGUAAAUACUUAAAUUAAAAAAAAUGUUAUUGUAUUUUUGUACCACUGAAAACUAUACCAAUAAGCUUUGU
Macrosteles quadrilineatus (aster leafhopper) is the source of this 3110-nucleotide messenger RNA. Its product is annotated as ATP-binding cassette sub-family G member 1-like. NCBI's taxonomy places the organism in Eukaryota, Metazoa, Arthropoda, Insecta, Hemiptera, Cicadellidae. The transcript has 13 exons. Gene Ontology annotation, cellular component: plasma membrane. Gene Ontology annotation, molecular function: ATP binding; ABC-type transporter activity; ATP hydrolysis activity. The coding region runs from base 108 to 2039 and encodes 643 amino acids. The record is from RefSeq and is a predicted model, not a curated record.